GCACUAUAGAUUCGCGAGAGAAAGCGCGCGGUGAGCUUGUCCUCGUUUUUCUUGAUGUUGGCGACGUAUCGCCAAUUAAAAACAACGUAUUGUUUUUACGUUAAAUUACUCGUUAACCCUGCCGUUACCUAAUAAAUCUCACUUUCGACUCAAGAGGCUGCGCGUAUCGGGUUUUUUCAGCGAUUAAGAUCGUCCUCUUGGAGACACCGUAGUGGGUCAUCGCGUAGUUUCCGCCACACUUUCCGCACCCCUGUUGCUAACGGUUCCCUCAAAUCAACAUGGACGGUUUACCGACGCCUUUGCGGUGCUUCAAUGAGUGCCACCCGGCAGAAAAGUUCGCGGAUGACGGCGUGGAAACGGUGACUUCUGUGGAGCAGAGAAAAGUGGAACAGAGUAUUGAAGAAGUCAUCAGUGUUUACAAGCAAAUACACAGCGUACCACAGCCAACGUUGUUGCGGGAACAACACUACCAAUAUCUCAAGAAGGGCUUACGUCACCUAUCAGAUGCUUACGAGUGUCUAGAUGCCAGCAGACCGUGGCUUUGCUUCUGGAUUCUUCACAGUCUGGAGUUACUAGAGGAGCCCAUUCCUGCAGCUGUCGCCUCGGACGUGUGUCAGUUUCUGGCUCGCUGUCAGAGCGCCGCGGGCGGUUUCGCCGGAGGACCGGGACAACACGCCCACCUCGCGCCUACCUACGCCGCCGUCAACGCGCUGUGCAUCAUCGGCACAGAGGAGGCCUACAAUAUCAUAGACCGGGAGAAGCUGCUAGAUUUCCUAAUGUCCGUGAAGCAGCCAGAUGGCUCGUUUGUGAUGCACGUUGGGGGAGAGGUGGACGUCAGGAGUGCGUACUGUGCAGCUUCUGUAGCGUCGCUCACAAACAUCCUCCUCCCUAAAGUGUUUGAGGACACGCCCAACUGGAUCCUCAGCUGUCAGAACUGGGAAGGUGGUCUGAGCGGGGUGCCGGGUUUGGAGGCCCACGGCGGGUACACGUUCUGCGGCACGGCGGCACUUGUCAUCCUGGGAAAAGAGCACAUGCUGGACCUCAAAGCGCUGCUGCGGUGGGUCGUCAGCAGGCAGAUGCGGUUCGAAGGCGGCUUCCAGGGCCGCUGUAACAAACUGGUGGACGGCUGCUACUCCUUCUGGCAGGCGGGACUGCUGCCUCUACUCCACAGGGCCUUGUUCAAAGAAGCAGCCACUGCUCCGCAAACGCAUCGCACACGGAGAGAUGGAGAUGAAGAUGUGGGGCUAAACUGUAAAGAAGCUGCUGGUGCUCGUACCUCUGGAAGUGGUUUCAGUCUGAAGUUGUGUGCAGGGGAAUCUGAGCUGAGUCGGCAGCGGUGGAUGUUCGAGCAGCAGGCCUUGCAGGAGUACAUCCUCCUGUGCUGCCAGAACCCGACGGGGGGCCUUCUGGAUAAGCCUGGCAAAUCCAGAGACUUCUACCACACGUGUUACUGCCUGAGCGGCCUCUCGAUAGCGCAACACUUUGGAAACAUGGACCUCCAUCACGAGAUGAUCCUCGGCAGGGAGGAGAACAGACUGGCGCCGACUCAUCCAGUUUACAACAUUUGUCCGGAGAAGGUGGCGAAGGCUCUGCAGCACUUCCACCGGCAGCCCGUCCCCCACGACGACACCGCCGGAUCACGUGACCAUCAGUCCUAGCUGGCCACCAGUGAAGCCGGGACCGCCCGCGGGGCAGCAGACCCGACCCCCCCCCCUACGAACGGUUGACUGCAGCUUAAAGGCGGGCCGGACUUCGUCUGAAUAGGUCAACUGUUUGCGGGGCAUCUUAGCAUUCGGCUGGAUUUUUGCUUGCGCUGCGUAACGUUUUCUAUACCUGAAAUAAAAGUAGAACCUCAGUUAAUAAAUCUUUGCAAAGAACUUCUUGGUAUGGUUAUGAAAUGGUUCACUGCAACGGUCGACCGUUAAGAACUUCAUGGUCCUGCAAAAUCUACAUGUGUGGACGGAUGUAACUGACACCAGUAUUUUAAGCCUAAGUAUACUCAAAUGUGGUUAUUUUUAGGCCAACAAAAUAAGAUUCAAUACAUUGUUAAUCUUUUUAUUUUCUAUAAUUUACUAAUAAAAUGACUUUUAUUAAAAACCGAA
Molecule: messenger RNA, 2102 nt
Organism: Gasterosteus aculeatus aculeatus (three-spined stickleback)
Lineage: Eukaryota; Metazoa; Chordata; Actinopteri; Perciformes; Gasterosteidae
Gene: fntb
Product: farnesyltransferase, CAAX box, subunit beta
Biological process (GO): protein farnesylation
Cellular component (GO): protein farnesyltransferase complex
Molecular function (GO): protein farnesyltransferase activity
Source: RefSeq, a predicted model, not a curated record